AUGGUGUCUGAUUCGGCCUCGAAACGUUUGAAAAACGUCAAGAAUAAGCAGAGGCGUCAGAAGCUGUUCGCCACGAUCCGUCAUGAACAGAAUAAAGCCCGGCAUACGACUCGGAAAGAGCGUGCUAAAGAGGAGCUCAAGGAUCCCACAUUGAAGGAGGAGAGACUGGCGGAAAAUGUCACACAAACUAUAGAGUCGAAACGAGUGUUUGAUGAGACUGUGAAUGCUCCUGUUGAGGGAGACGACCAGUUUCAGAGCUACUUUGACGGCCGUCCUCCAAAGGUCCUUAUCACUACUAAUAAGAAUGCUCAUAAGGAGGCAUACGAGUUCAGCGAGCUGUUGCUGGAGAUUCUUCCUGGAUACUCGAAUUUCGUGAAAAGAAAACCUCAGUUCGAAAUGAAGGAUAUUGCCAAGUUCUGUGCCAAUAGAAAUUAUACUGAUGUGAUUGUCAUUAACGAGGAUAAAAAGGCCGUCAAUGGACUUACUUUUAUGCAUUUACCCGAGGGUCCUACAUUCUACUUUUCCGUCAGCUCUUUGGUUAAGACCGAGAGAAUUUCCGGUCAUGGACGUGCUACUGCCCAUAUUCCCGAGUUAAUCCUUAAUAAUUUCAGCACCCGUUUGGGUCAGACUGUUGGACGGUUGUUCCAGUCUUUGUUCCCUCACCGUCCUGAAUUUGAAGGUCGACAGGUUGUCACAUUGCAUAACCAGCGAGAUUUCAUCUUCUUUAGACGCCAUAGAUAUUUGUUCAAAAACGAGGAGCGUGUGGGUCUGCAAGAACUGGGUCCUCAGUUUACCUUGCGCCUGAGAAGGGUUCAAAAGGGUAUUCGUGACGAGAUCGAAUGGCAGCACAGACCGGAAAUGGACAAGGAAAAGAAAAAGUUCUAUCUAUAA
This is a messenger RNA of Sugiyamaella lignohabitans, 891 nucleotides long. It is a transcript of the gene RPF1, whose product is annotated as Rpf1p. Gene Ontology annotation, molecular function: rRNA primary transcript binding. The record is from RefSeq and is a predicted model, not a curated record. Gene Ontology annotation, biological process: maturation of 5.8S rRNA; maturation of LSU-rRNA. The transcript has a single exon. NCBI's taxonomy places the organism in Eukaryota, Fungi, Ascomycota, Dipodascomycetes, Dipodascales, Trichomonascaceae. Gene Ontology annotation, cellular component: preribosome, large subunit precursor; nucleolus. Bases 1 to 891 code for a protein of 296 amino acids.